AUGUCCACAGCGAUGAGGCCGAUAUACGGGAGGAUACAGUACAAGCUCACGGACGCGCUGCAGCCGGCUACGCUCGUCAUCAAGGACGAGAGCUUCCAGCACGCCGGGCACUCCGGGAACCCAUCCGGGGAUCCGGACGCGGAGACGCACUUCAACGUCGAGGUCGUGUCCGAGGCGUUCAGCGGGAAGCUCCCCGUCGCGAGGCAUCGGAUGGUGUACGCGCUCCUGGACGAAGAGAUCAAAGACGGCGUGCACGCGCUGUCGCUGAAGACCAAGACGCCCGCGGAGGCGGCGAAGUAG
Micromonas pusilla CCMP1545 is the source of this 300-nucleotide messenger RNA. RefSeq lists its product as uncharacterized. NCBI's taxonomy places the organism in Eukaryota, Viridiplantae, Chlorophyta, Mamiellophyceae, Mamiellales, Mamiellaceae. Gene Ontology annotation, biological process: iron-sulfur cluster assembly. The transcript is spliced from 2 exons. The record is from RefSeq and is a predicted model, not a curated record. Bases 1 to 300 code for a protein of 99 amino acids.